Molecule: messenger RNA, 1401 nt
Organism: Adineta steineri
Lineage: Eukaryota; Metazoa; Rotifera; Eurotatoria; Adinetida; Adinetidae
Source: the annotation of a GenBank genome assembly
AUGUUUCGUACAAUUCGUAUUCAUUGGAAAAAAUCAUUAUUUGCUUUUUGUGCUUUAUCCUAUGGUUCGAAAUGGUCGUAUGAUCGUUAUCAAGCAAAUAAAAUUCGUGCAUUUUAUUGUCGACAAGCAUCAUUAUUAGGUGCUCAAAAUAUUCCAUCAAUGAAUCGUUUAACUCGUAUUGCUGUUUUACUUAAUGGAAAAGCAAUGAAUGGUAAAGCGAAAUCAUUAUAUGAUAAAACAAUAUUUCCCUUAUUACAUUUAAUUGGACUUGAUGUACGUGUUUAUCGUUUGGAUACAAUUACAGAUACAGAUGGUAUGACUGAUUUAUUAACAAAUAAGAUUGAACCAAAUGAAUUAAGUGCAUUAAUGAUUGUUGGUGGUGAUGGAACAAUAAGUGAAUUAGCACCACAUUUUUUUCAAUCAACUGUUUUAGAAAAUUUACCAAUUUGUAUUGUACCAAUAGGUGAACAUGUUUCAUUUGCACGUAGUUUAUUUCCAGUCACAGAUAAAAAAAAACUUCAUGAUGAUAUUAGUUUACUUUGUGAAUCGGUUUUUGCUUUAUUUAAUGGAAAAGUUAUUACAAAACCUUUAUUAAAAAUUACUAUGCCUGAUACGAAUGAUAAACCAAUUUAUGCAAGUACAUUAGAUUUCGGUCAUUAUACUCGUCUUGAACAACUUCAAAAACGUUUAUGGUAUUUUAGUUAUUUAAAAUAUCCUAUAUCAUCAAUCUAUCAUUUCCUAACAACUUCUGUAAAAUCAGUUUCAUCAUCUGAACAACCCGCUAUUACAUAUUCUAAUCCAUGUUCUGGUUGUUUACGAUGUCAACCAUCAUUAAUGGAUGAAUAUAAUUUAUCACAACAACAACAAAAAGAACACAAACCUAGUUUCUUCUCUCGUAUAUAUCAAUCAAAACAUUCAAAUAUAAAAACAGUUAAACCUCAAUUAUCACUACCCAUAGAAAAUCCUGAUUGUGGUAUUGAAUAUUGUAUGAAUCCAACUAAACAACCGAUACAAAUAUGGGCAAAAUUAAAUAAUAACGAACAUAAUAUACAAGUUGAUAUAAGUGAUACAUUAGAACGUUUUAAUUAUGAUAAAGAAAAAUAUCCAAAACAAUCAAUGAAUGUUCAACAUAUUCGAUUUAAUCCAAAUAUUGAUUUAAUACCAAAACAAAUGUUAAUUAAUCAUGAUAAAUUUAAAGAAAAUGAAGAAAAGAAAUAUCCUAGUGAAUGUCAAAUUGAAUUAAGUGAAAAAACAUUAAAAUUUAUUGAAAUAAAUCAAGAUUUAUUAUUAACAAAACAAUCAACAUUAAAAUCAACAAUUCAUGAACUAGAAGAAGACGCUCUUGAGAAGAAGGGUAUUUUUCUAUUUUCUCGUCGUCAUCAGCAACAACAACAUGCAUAA